Darwinula stevensoni is the source of this 324-nucleotide messenger RNA. The record is from the annotation of a GenBank genome assembly. Lineage: Eukaryota; Metazoa; Arthropoda; Ostracoda; Podocopida; Darwinulidae.
AUGAGGAAGUCCAAGAGGAGAAUGGCCGACAGUGACGAGAAGCGAGCCGAUAGGCUCAAGAAAUUGAGAGAACUGCAUAGACGACGGAAUGAGGCACGGCAGCUCAACCAUCAGGAGGUCAUUGAGGAGGAUAAACGUAACAAACUGCCUACAAACUGGGAGGCCAAGAAGAGACGAGCAGAAUGGGAACUUGAUGAGGACAGGAAGAAACAAGAGGCUGUUGAAAAGUUCUUGUUCCUCUUGAUCAUUGUCCUCCUCAUCAUCUCCCUCCUGGUUGUCUUCCUUCUCACUCACAUCUUGCAGCUUCCCUUCAAAGUCUCCUGA